Messenger RNA from Funneliformis geosporum, 1007 nucleotides. The record is from the annotation of a GenBank genome assembly. Lineage: Eukaryota; Fungi; Glomeromycota; Glomeromycetes; Glomerales; Glomeraceae.
AUGAAAAAAAUUAAUGAAUUAAAUACUAGAGAAAUAAAUAAAAAAUUUUCUGAACGUUCUUCAUGGAGCAAUUUAAGGAAAGAUUUGAAAGAAGAUUCCUCUAAACCCGAGAGCUCCGCCGAGGUUGAGGAGGAUAGUAUCCGCGUCGUGAUCGGAUUCGACUUUGGUACGACGUACUCUGGAUUCGCGUAUUGUCAUGUUACAGAAAAGCAAAAUCUACGUUCAAACGAUUUAUGGCAUGGAGAACGAGGUCAAUUAAAAACCAACACAGUUCUUCAAUAUGAUGACAAAUAUAAUCAAGUAAAAUUAUGGGGUGCUCCAGCUUUAGCUAAAAAGCCAAAUCGUCGAGAUACGACCCAGAAUGAAAAUAAACCCGUCGAAUUAUUUAAGUUGCAUUUAGGAGAUAUGUUAGAUAAUUUUAAACCGAACCUUCCAGUUGAUUACAAGAAGGCGAUUACCGAUUAUUUUAGAGAAAUCGGAAAGAUAAUUAAAGACACGGUUACCGCACAAUGGUCAAAAAUCGAUUACUUCAAACACGUUCUUUUGGUUAUUACCGUUCCUGCAGAAUUUUCCGAAAAGUCAAAAGCAAUUAUGAGAAUUUGCGCGCAUAAUGCAGAUUUGAUCAAAGAAGAAUGUUCAGCGAACCUGCAAUUCACAACGGAACCUGAAGCUGCGGCUGUAUUUUGUAUGGAAAAUAGUCUGAGUGAACAUGGUCUUGCACAACCAGGAAUUAAUUUCAUGAUCGUCGACUGUGGUGGUGGCACAGUAGAUUUGACGACGCGUAAAUUAAUAAAUGAUAAACAAUUGGGAGAGGUAACCGAAAGAGCCGGUGAUUUUUGCGGAAGCACUUUCGUUGAUGAUGAAUUUCUUAAAUACUUGCGAAGAAAAGUUGGAGACAAACCUAUGGAUUCACUCAAAGAGAAAAAUUAUGGACGAAUGCAAUAUCUGGUUCAACAAUUUUGCAAUUCUGGCAAAAUUCCUUUUAUGGGAGAUGAUCCAAGUUUUCU